GUUACAAAUUCGUCAACACGUGUUACAAUUGAGAAUCUCGUAAUUUGUUUUUUAAAUUAAUUUUUUUUUUGUUUCAUAACAAUUGUGGUCAAAAUUUCAUCAUUUCAAAAUGUCUAAUAAAAACAAUAACGAUGAAAUUGAUGAUCGUUUCACUAAAGUGUAUCAGGAUCCACGAUUCCGUACGUUGAGAAAAAAAGAUAAAAUGCUCAAGAUUGACAAACGUUUCAAAAGUAUGUUUACUGAUGAUAAAUUCACGUUACGAUACUCAAUGGACAAACGCGGAAAACCAAAAAAACAUCUGAUCGCUGAAGAUUAUAAAGAAUUUUAUCAAUUAGAUGAGGAAGAUGUUGAUAGGUCGAAAGAACAAGAAAAAAUUGCUGAGAAAACCGAAACAAUUGUCGAACAAAAGAAUGAUUUAAAGCUAAAGCAUGAAUUCGGUUAUCAUAGAGGUUUGAAAAUUAAAUCUAAUGUGAACGAUAAUGAUGAUGAUCAACUGGAUGAGGAAUUCGAAAGUAGCAGUAGUAGUAGUGAAUCCGAAGAUGAUGACGAAGAUGAAGAACUCGAGCAUGAAUGGGGUGAAUUGGAUAAAGACGCCAAACAGAUUGAUCAAGCUACUUCACGAAUUGCCAUCUGUAAUGCCGAUUGGGAUCGUUUAAAUGCUCAAGAUUUAUACCUUCUCUUGAAUUCAUUCAAAAGUAACACUGGAACCAUUAAGAGUGUGAGAAUCUAUUAUUCAAAAUUUGGUGAAGAACGACUUCAAGUUGAAGAGGAGAAAGGACCAUCUGAAUUCAUAUUCGGUAAAGGUCAAACAGUAACCGAAAUAGAUGAUGACGAUGAUGAUAUUGAACAACAACCCGACAAACUGAAAGAUAAUGAUGAUGAUGAAGAAAACGAAGAAGAAGAAAUCACUGAUCCAAACACUGUCGAAAAGCUACGAAAAUAUCAGCUCGAAAGAUUGAAAUAUUUUUAUGCUAUUGUUGAAUGUGAUAGUGCAGAAACCGCAGAAAUUAUUACCAAAGAACUUGACGGUCUCGAAUAUGAAUGUAGUUCGACUAUGUUGGACAUACGUUUCGUUCCGGAUGAUAUGGAUUUCGAUGAUGUUCGUUUGAAAGAGGAAUGUACUACUAUGCCAACAAGUUCCACAUAUAAAGCUCCAUUAUUUACGAAUACGGCAUUACAACAAAGUAAUGUAAAGAUUACUUGGGAUGAAACCGAUCCACGUCGUAAAGAAGUAUUUAAUAAAGCAUUCGAAGAAGAUAAUGAAAAUGAUAUCAAAACAUAUUUGGCAACUUCUUCUGAUGAUGAUGAAAAUGAUGAUGAUACAUCGAUGAUCAAAAUCGAUGAAAAUAUGCAAGAAAAUGAUAAAAUUAAUGAAUAUAAAAAUUUACUUUCUUCACUUGAUAAAGAGAAUGAAAAAGAAGAUUUUGAUAUGGAAGUUACAUGGGAUCCGAAACUUAAAUCCAAAACGGAAAAUCUACUAAACAAACGUUCUAAAUCGAAUGAAAUUGGUGUAGUUCCUAAUGAAUCUGUUUCCGAAUCUGAAGAAGAACCAGAGAAUGUUGUAAAUUCAAAACGAAAGAAAAAACAACGAAAAAAUAAAUUUAAUGUAGAGGAAGAGCCUAAUAAUUUAGAAAAUGAUACGAAUCUAGAAUUAUUAAUGAUGGAUCUAGAUACGACCAAUAUUACAAGCCAUCAAAAACGUAAACAUUUUAAUUACAAAAAUAUUAUUGAGAAUGAUAAAGCAAAAACCGAUGCUGUUGAUAAUGAUGAUGGAUUUAAAUUUAAUCCGGAUGAUGAUCGAUUUAGUUCAAUUUAUCAAUCACAUCUAUAUAAUAUUGAUCAAUCAGAUCCACAAUUCAAACGAACUAAAGCUUUUGAACAGAUUUUGGCUAAACAAAAACAAAAAGCUCGCCGUAUGGUUGAAAACGAAUCAGAAUUUAUGGUGAACAAACAACCGGGUCAACAAAAGCGACAUAAUAAUAUAAAUAAUUUAGUUGACAAAAUCAAACAUAAAGCUAAGGUUCAAUUCAAAAAUGAAAGACCGAAAUCAAUGAUGAAAAAUCAACGAUAUAAUGUGAAUAAAAAAUUUAAAAGCUAAAUACAUUUCAACCAUUUUAUAGUUAUAAGAUUUUAUUUUUCGUUCAAAAAUUGAAUCAUUAUAUCAGUUCACCAUUUUCUAAACAAUUUGAG
Dermatophagoides pteronyssinus (European house dust mite) is the source of this 2190-nucleotide messenger RNA. Its product is annotated as ESF1 homolog. Gene Ontology annotation, molecular function: RNA binding. The record is from RefSeq and is a predicted model, not a curated record. Gene Ontology annotation, biological process: rRNA processing. Lineage: Eukaryota; Metazoa; Arthropoda; Arachnida; Sarcoptiformes; Pyroglyphidae. Gene Ontology annotation, cellular component: nucleus.